This is a messenger RNA of Lineus longissimus, 2263 nucleotides long. RefSeq lists its product as uncharacterized. The transcript is spliced from 3 exons. The record is from RefSeq and is a predicted model, not a curated record. NCBI's taxonomy places the organism in Eukaryota, Metazoa, Nemertea, Pilidiophora, Heteronemertea, Lineidae. The coding region runs from base 143 to 1057 and encodes 304 amino acids.
GAAGUGUAUCAAAACGAAACUAGCUUUUUGUUAAACAUAAAGGCCAAGAACUUCAAAAUUCACCGUUCAUCAACUCGAGGAUAGGAGAAAAGCAACCCAUCUGGUGUUUUGCGUCGUCGAAUAAAAAAACAAGUUAACUAGGAUGGAGGUCAUAUUGAAAUCCAACGAUCGAUGUUUCCAUCUCCUUGAUGAGGUCAGAGGUCAUCUUGACAACGGACGUAAUGCAGACGCUUUGCGAGUUGCCAGAAUCAUCAGAGGAGACGGCGAUUCUUUUAAAACGAACAUACACGCCGCUGUAGCGAGGCUUGAAGGAGCCUUGGAAUCAAAGAAGUCAGAGCUGGAAGACUCUCAAAAUAAAUGUCAUAAGCUUGAUAAGGAAGAGGAGCAACUUCGAGAGAAGCUUGGUGAAGACCUUGUCGAGCAUAUGCUCUGUGAUCUCUUCAGCACUGUGUUCGAAUGUGGGGCGCAGGCGGCGGAGAGCGCGAGGGACGAAGCCCAAAGAGCGUACGCACAGGCUGCGGAGGACCGGAGUGGGUUUCACCCCCUUCAUCUUGUUCCCGUAUUUGGUUGGGCUGCUCUGGCUGCGAAGAAGAUCAAUGGGUCAGCUCGCAUGAAUCAGGCACGUCAGCAUCAGGAGGCAGCCGAAAACAUGAUUAAAAUUAGCAAAGAUCUUAAGAGCGCAUCGGAAGCAGCUGGACAGGAGGCUAUGCAGAGGUUCGCGGUGGUCCAUGGAGAGCGCAUUGAAUGUUUAGAGCAGUUUGGUCGUAUCCACCAGCAAUGUGGAGAGCUAAAGGAAAGUAUUAGUAUUAUAUUGAAGGGCAGCAAGGCUCUAGAGAACAUCCUUGCUCUGACCGACUCGGCUUGUGGUGGAACAGAUGCGUUGAAGGCAACCCUCGAGGAGGGGCAGAAGACCCCGGCGCUACUUGCCUCCAGAGGGACACAGACGACGAUCAAUGUGACCGAGAAGCGCUGGGGCGAGCUUUGUUUCAACUCUGAGAAGAAAAACGCAGUAUUCCGUUAUUUUACCACGUUCGUGAUUUGGUGCAGACAACGUUAACGUCUUCUCGCCGCACGAGUGAAAGCGAGGUCGAACUUAAGUCAGAUUUUGUAUUUUUACAUUUUUUUGCAAUUCAAUACUGGGAAUUAUCAUUGUACAGUACUCGUGGAAGUUAAUUGGGCAGCGGACAGCUCGGUUAUAUAAGGGCUUUAACACCAAGAAUAUUGAUUAAGACUAGUCAGUAGUGUUUUCCGUUUAAAGUAGUUUUCCGUUGAAAGUACAGUAUUUUUCUCUUCAACCGACUGGCUGGAAAUAGUCGCACAUUAAUAUUUCUAAUGUUUGCGUUGGUAUCCCGAUGCUCCUCGGAUGUAGAACUUUCUCUGGCCUGGGCUCGUCUUUCGUUGCAAAAACAAGGUUAAGCAUCACACACUUGUUCAUCAAAUUGCAUAUGCCUGUUAUGAUAAUCGUUAUUAUUAUGCAGACUUAUAGCAUAUAAAUCUAACUGGUUUCAGUUGCUCAAUACGCUUCACAUUAUAACGCCUAGCUAUUGGCCUGUGCUUGUACAUUCGUGAUUUAAGCUCUACUUUCUGGGAGUAGGUAUUACCGGUCGGAGCAGCAGCUCAACAGCCCUCAAGACUCAGUAAAUAUUCAUUGUGUACCAUCUCCGUAUAAGAAAGAAAAGGAUGUCUAAUGGAUAUAAACAACUGGUGAUUAUAGUUGUCUACAAAUGUAUCGACCAAUGACAUCGAUUAGACAGCAAGUUAUAUUGACGGCCAUUGAACAGUAUGUAGUUGAUGUCUAAUGGACAGUAGAAAUAUAGCAAAAUUUCGUGAUCUCUAAAAUACUUUACUUUCGUAUAUUGGCAAGCACAUUAGUUUCAUUUAUUUCGAAUGACCUUUAUCCCACGCAAGUAAUUUCUUACGCCAUUUCUGUUAUUGACAGCCGUUUAUUUCUUUGUCGAUCAAAUAUAUCGGUGACCCUGAUGACCUGAUGACCUCCUGGGCUAAGCACAAAACUAAAGUAUCUUCAUUAUUACCUCCUUAUUACCUCCUUUAUUUUGUAUUUACAGUGUUUUAGUAUUUGUUUAUCUGCUUAAAUUUAUAUUCAGUAACGUAAUUUUAUGCAAUGGGAAAUUUUCAAAUUCAAAUACAAAUUUCGAGAGUUUUUGCAGGAUUCUUUAAAAUCCUUUGUUAAGAUCUUUUCAGAUCUUCUCUUCACUUCUUCUUGUGUACAUGAAAUGUGUUGUAGAAUACCCAGGCCAAAAUA